Messenger RNA from Procambarus clarkii (red swamp crayfish), 3850 nucleotides. It is a transcript of the gene nAChRbeta2, whose product is annotated as nicotinic acetylcholine receptor beta2. Gene Ontology annotation, molecular function: acetylcholine-gated monoatomic cation-selective channel activity; transmembrane signaling receptor activity. The record is from RefSeq and is a predicted model, not a curated record. Gene Ontology annotation, biological process: signal transduction; chemical synaptic transmission; regulation of membrane potential. Gene Ontology annotation, cellular component: plasma membrane; synapse; neuron projection. NCBI's taxonomy places the organism in Eukaryota, Metazoa, Arthropoda, Malacostraca, Decapoda, Cambaridae.
GCUGGAGACACAGGUGUGGGUGCACGCGCGUCUCUCUCUCAACGUCCCGGCGAUCUCGCUCGAAGCCUCCUGGUCUUAGGGAUGCGCGGAGCUGGCUGGCUAUGGUGAUAUCGGUGUGGUGUGGGCGACAGUCACGGUGGUGAGACAGGCCGUGUCGGCGGUGCUGAGGCUCGGGGGAGAGAAGGAAAGGAAAAUAACCGGAGGCUGGGAGAGAGAGAGAAAUAGAGGCCGCCGUCACGAUGAAACUGCGACUCCUGAGGCACUUGGUGAUCCAGACGUGCUUCGCUGUAGCUCUUGUAGUGGCCGGUUGUGUGGCCAAUCCAGACGCCAAGAGGCUGUACGAUGACCUCCUCAGCAACUACAAUCGCCUCAUCAGACCAGUGGGCAACAACUCAGAGAAACUCAUCGUCAAGCUGGGGCUCAAGCUCUCCCAACUCAUCGAUGUGAACUUGAAGAACCAGAUCAUGACGUCCAACGUGUGGGUUGAGCAGGAGUGGCAUGAUUACAAGCUGAGAUGGGACCCCGGCGACUAUGGAGGCGUGGAGAUGCUGUACGUGCCCUCGGAACACAUCUGGCUGCCUGAUAUUGUCCUCUACAACAAUGCGGAUGGUAACUACGAGGUGACGCUGAUGACGAAGGCGACGCUGAAGUACACCGGGGAGGUGGUGUGGAGGCCCCCAGCUAUCUACAAGUCGUCUUGUGAGAUCGACGUCGAGUGGUUUCCCUUCGACGAGCAGUCAUGCAACAUGAAGUUCGGUUCUUGGACCUACGAUGGCUUCCAGGUGGACCUGAAACACAGCAAGCAGAUCAAGGGCAGCAACAUUGUGCAGAUCGGCAUCGAUCUCAGGGAGUUCUACAUGUCUGUGGAAUGGGAUAUUCUGGAGGUCCCCGCCCGGAGGAAUCAGGAGUAUUUUCCAGGGCUUCCCGAGCCCUACCCAGACAUCACCUUCAACCUGACGAUGCGGCGGAAGACCCUCUUCUACACGGUGAACCUGAUCAUCCCUUGCGUUGGUAUCUCCUUCCUGACGGUCCUGGUGUUCUACCUGCCCUCGGACUCCGGCGAGAAGGUGACUCUGUGUAUCUCCAUCCUGCUCUCCCUCACCGUGUUCUUCCUCCUGCUUGCCGAGAUCAUUCCGCCGACGUCCCUGGCGGUGCCGCUGCUGGGGAAGUACUUGCUCUUCACCAUGAUCCUGGUGACGCUCUCCAUCUGCGUCACCGUCGGAGUUCUCAACGUCCACUUCAGGUCACCCUCUACUCACAAGAUGUCCCCCUGGGUGAGGAGAGUGUUCAUCAACGUGAUGCCUCGCCUGCUGUUGAUGAGACGACCCCAGUACGACCCCAGGGACCGGCACGACAAGCUCUCCGACCAGGAGUACUUCGACCCUCUCAGCGAGGGAGAGAUCUGUGACCCGUAUAGCGAAGCAGCCUUCGUGGAGUACAGUGGAGACCAGGGCAGCGUGGGAGGCCCCGGCUACAAGUACAAUGAUGACUUCCUCUCCUCCCACGGUGGUGGCAAGUGUAGUGAAUCAUGUGACCUGGGCGGCUGCCACCUCCACAGCCAGAGGACCUACUCGCCAGAGAUCCAGAAAGCCAUUGAGGGCGUCCAGUUCAUCGCUCAGCACAUCAAGGACGCGGACCGCGAUAACGAGGUCAUACAGGAUUGGAAAUACGUGGCGAUGGUACUCGAUCGUCUGUUCCUGUGGGUGUUCACGAUCGCCUGUGUCGUAGGAACUUGUGGGAUCAUCUUCCAGGCGCCCUCGCUCUACGAUACCCGCGACGCUAUCGACGAAAUCUACUCCGAGAUCGGGACAGCCACAGUCUUUGACUGAAGUCACACGCAAUCGCCACACACGCGCGCGUGUGUGUGUGUGUUCUGGAGGAGUGUUGCGGCUCUUGCGUUCGUUAUUCAUCUUAAACAAUGGUUGAGUGGCGCCUGAAUGACCUUUAACGUGAUGGAUAGCUGGGGCUGUAAUUGUGAAGCAUAAAUUUAAUAUUAAAUUAAUGUAUAUUCUGCCGGAACGGUUCUAAACAUCAUGUUUAGUAAGUGUGUGUGUAUGUGUGUGUGUGCGUGUGUAUGUGUGUGUGUGUGUAUGCGCGUGUAUCCGCGUGCGUUUGAUGGUAAUCUGCCAACCAGCAUAAACCACUGGAUCUGGGCCUCAGUUACUAAGCAUUUUUAUUUAAGGACAAAGAGCUUGAACACACGACAAAACACUUUCUUUGAUCAAACAUCCUGUGAGUGCUCCCUCGUGCUCCUGGGGUCGUGGCGGCAACGUUCCUGGGUCGUGGCGGCAACGUUCGGUAACGUUCCCAGAUGUGAACAUGUUAUACAAUACUUGUUAAGUUCUUCGUUGGUUGUUAAUUUGUGCUCAAGAGGUGUUCAAGACUAGCCUGAAGAACCCCAAACUCCCACUUACACACUGAAGCGUUGUGACAUCAGUAUGUAUACUCACAAUCAGGAUAUCAGUAUGUAUACACAAAAUCAGGAUAUCGGUAUGUAUACACACAAUCAGGAUAUCAGUAUGUACGCGCUCAAUCAGGAUAUCAGUAUGUAUACACACAAUCAGGAUAUCAGUAUGUAUACACACAAUCAGGAUAUCAGUAUGUAUACACACAGUCAGGAUAUCAGUAUGUAUACAAUUCAAUCAGGACAUCAGUAUUACACUUAGGACAUCAAUGUGUAUACACUCAGGACAUCAGUAUGUAUACAAUCAGGACCUCAGUAUGUACAAACUUAGGAUGUCAGUAUGUAUACACUGAGAACGUCAGCAGGUGACCUCUAAUGAUAUCAGUAAGUGACGAAUAAAGAUAUCAGUGAUGUCAAUAUGUGACCAGUAAGCAUGUCAGUAGAUAACUACUAAUGACGUCAAUAGGCAUCAGCUAAUUACGUCAGAAAGUAAACAAAGUGUGGAGAUGGUGCGCCUGCGCAGAGAAACUUUCCCCCGUUUUCCAUGUUGUUAUCCAUAACUGUAAGUUUAAGGUAGGACUGUACUAGAAGUUUUAUAUGCCUAUAAUUGUACAUACAAACAAAAACUUAUCAAGAAGGAGAAAUCGAGUUUCUCAAAACAUGUGUGAAAUAUCAACUCCUUCUUCAUGGAGAGCGAGAGUCAAUGGUCCUCUUUUUCAAGCCAUUAUAGAGUCAGGUAUUGUAAAUAUCUGCCAGGAGGUUGCAAACACCUGCCAGGAGGUUGUAAACACCUGCCAGGAGGUUGAAAACACCUGCCAGGAGGUUGAAAACACCUGCCAGGAGGUUGUAAACACCUGCCAGGAGGUUGUAAAUAUCUACCAGGAGGUUGUAAACACCUGCCAGGAGGUUGAAAACACCUGCCAGGAGGUUGAAAACACCUGCCAGGAGGUUGUAAAUAUCUGCCAGGAGGUUGAAAACACCUGCCAGGAGGUUGCAAACACCUGCCAGGAGGUUGUAAACACCUGCCAGGAGGUUGAAAACACCUGCCAGGAGGUUGUAAACACCUGCCAGGAGGUUGAAAACACCUGCCAGGAGGUUGCAAAUUAUGAUCAUUCAAUAUUUUAUCAUCUUCUCAGUUACAAAACUUCAGUGUUACAGAAUCGAUAUAUAUAUGGAAUUUGUACCAAGUUUUUUACAGCUAUUUGCCUGAUAAUCUUAGCUCAUAGUUAUCUUGGGAAUCACACAUCUAUGUACACACACGGCUCCCCCCCCCAUCCCAUUAACCCCCCCCCCUACCUACAUAUUUUCCUUAUGGUCAAUGUAUUGAUGGCAGUUAGACGUCAAUGAGGUGGUUCUGGUAGGCCUUCCUGAUUGGAGGAAAGAGUGUUGGUCUCAUAUUAUAUAUAUAUCACUAAGAACUCUUUGACCCGGCCAGGAUUCGAACUC